This is a messenger RNA of Arabis nemorensis, 927 nucleotides long. NCBI's taxonomy places the organism in Eukaryota, Viridiplantae, Streptophyta, Magnoliopsida, Brassicales, Brassicaceae. The record is from the annotation of a GenBank genome assembly.
AUGUGCGGCCGAGAUUGUAAGGUUAUAAAGUCAUGGUUUAUUGUUGCAGAGCCGUUGAUUCCAUCUUCUGUAUUCGAAAUGUGCGGUCAUGAUGUGCAUAUUUUGAACGUGUGGCUGCAAUUCUUUGAGAUCGGAAAAAGUACACAACUUUGCUGUUUUUCAGCUGUGAGACACUACAAUUCGAGGAUAAGGAAGUCUAGGAUUGUUGUUAUCAAAUCUGGUAACAAGCUUUCAGAGUUGUCUGAGCGUUUGGUCAUUGAGUUUGGUCUUACUGAGGACGACAACACCGCUGCACUUAGCUAUUGGCCUGGUAACAUUUGCGACUUCGUAACUGGUUCUAAAAUUCCUCAUGUUUUACUCACAAGCGACGGUGCUCUGGAUUUUUUUGUUAGUCAGUUACGUUUGAACAAAUCACUAACCUUGUGUGUCAAAUUCAUCACCUCUGGUAAACGAAAAUCGAAUGGUUUCUCUCAAUCAUCUGGAUAUACUACUCCGGUAAUCGACAGUAAACGGAGAUGUGUUUUUUCUUCACCGGCUUCGAACACAAAUUCGAACCACACCGUGCCAUCAAAAUUCUUACAUGAUGAAGAUGUUGGUUUACCAUCUGUUGGAUCAAAGACAAACUAUAUUUUAACUGAUGAUGAGUUGAUAAAAGGCGUAGAAAUUGCUGAAGCCUUGUUUGCUGAGUUUUCUGGAAAGAGAAAGGAUACUGAUUUUGCUGAGUCUUCUGGAAAGAGAAAAGAAAGUGAAUCAGAUACUAAAGAUGAAGAAGACAGAUUUGGUACCGAAUCUAUCCCUGAUUUUGACCUAGGAAUUGAUGAUGUGAACGAUACUAGGCCUCGAGGUUACAAUAUAGAUUUUUGGGGGAAAUUUAUCGACAAUGUGGUUCAAAUGUUAUCGAAAUCAUGUGUAGUCCACACAAAGUAG